This is a messenger RNA of Anopheles coustani, 2280 nucleotides long. It is a transcript of the gene spag, whose product is annotated as RNA polymerase II-associated protein 3. Bases 78 to 2057 code for a protein of 659 amino acids. The record is from RefSeq and is a predicted model, not a curated record. The transcript has 6 exons. NCBI's taxonomy places the organism in Eukaryota, Metazoa, Arthropoda, Insecta, Diptera, Culicidae. Gene Ontology annotation, molecular function: protein binding.
AUCGAUACACAAUUCGCGUGCAUCUUUUGUGGCAAUUUUUAAGUGAAAAUUUCAAUUAAAUAAAGAAAAUUGGGACAAUGGACGCGAUAGAAUCCCAACUGGCGGUGCGAAACAAGUGCGAGCAGCUGCAGAAAUCGAUUAAGGAGCUGUACGACUGGGAACAGCAAAUGAAAAGUGCAGACUCGUCGAAAGCUCACCAGGUUGAUAGUGAGACCCCAUCUUUGCCACCAGUGCGCAGCGAUGUGAAGGCAAUGGAAGAGUUUUCCAAGGAAUGUGGGAGCACCGAAAAGCAGGACCAGGCAGGCGGUGAAACCGUCGAUAAAAAGCUGUUUGCCGAGGCAGAAGUGCUCAAAGAGCAAGCCAACCGGCAGUGCAAGCUGGGAAACUUCCAGGAGGCCAUUGAUCUCUACACCAAGGCCAUCGGGACGUACGCCGAGAAUCCGGUAUACUACAGCAACCGUGCGUUGUGCUACAUGAAUGUGGAACAGUUUACCGAAUGUCUCGAGGACUGCAGCGUUGCCAUCGGGAAGGAUCCAACAUACAUCAAGGCCUACUAUCGCAGGAUGCAGGCGUUCGAGCGGUUAGGAGAAAAUGAAAAAGCUAUCGCCGAGUGUCGCCUGAUACUGAAGCUGUCCAAGGAUGAAAACGAAUUGGCCACUACCAAGCGGGAUCUUGCGAGGCUAGAGAAACGUGUCGCGCAACGAGAACCUUCGCCCAAAAAGGAUAAACCACAGACUGCAGAAAUGAACGAAACACUUGCGCUGGUCAAGCAGGAAGCGGACAAGUACAAGGAGAUCGGCAAUAAACAUCUGGCUCGAAAGGACUUCCAAAAGGCGCUGUCGUGCUACACGAAGGCGAUUGCACUGUAUAAUAGUGAGGCCGUCUACUACAAUAACCGUAGUCUGUGCCACUGGAAUUUGAAGGACUACGAUCAAUGUCUAGCCGAUUGCAAUAAAGCCAUUCAGCUGAACGAGAGCUACUUCCGGCCGUACUACCGGCGAAUGCAGGUGCGAGAACUCCGUGGCGCUUACCAGAGUGCCAUCGACGAUUGUCGAAAGUUUCUGGAGCUCACUACCGAUGCCAAGCAGAAGAUAACGGCGGAGAAAGAUCUCGUUCGGCUGGAACGGCUGCUCAAGUCCGACGAACCCGUCAAGCAGACGUUCGUGUGGAGCGAAAUUAAAAAGAACGCAAAGUUAAUCCAAUUCGUCCAGAAACCACCCCACAUGCGCUCGAAAAAGCCUCUCCGACGGGUUCCGAUCAACGAUGUACCCGCUGACGCGCCAAAGCUUAUCACUCCUACCUUCAAGCCUGCCCCUAAACCGACGGAGCGUGCAAACAUUUCCGAUGCCAUCAUCGACAAUAUGUUCAACAACCAUACCGGCGAGCAGCUUCCGCCGGAACCGGAGGAAAAAACCAACCUGGAGCACCUGUUCCCGGCCCACUCGAACAAACUGCGCAACAUGUUCUCCCCGCCGACGACGCCGACGAGCGAUCAGCGGAAAAUGCUACACACGGUUCCGGUGGCCAAACCAUCGUCAACGGUAACGAAAGCUGUCGAAAUGAACGGUGGUCCACAACAGCCACUGCAUAAUAAAACCGAAAAGGAUAAAAUAAACUUGGAAAAUCAGGAUUUGAAUGAAAAAAGUACUUCAAAACGGGCUCCCAUUGUUGCGACCCUGACCAAACCCACUGCCGUUCCCCCGAAGCCAAAGUCUAGUGCUCAAUUUUACACCACCUGGAGCGGAUUGGAUGAGGAACUGCGAUAUCAAUAUUUACUGACGCUCAAGGAUAUACCGCUGCGCACCCUGUUCGGCGCAAGUCUGUCCAACGAAAUGCUCAGCGAGCUCCUCUACAUCCUGCAGAAGCGGUUCAUCCAGGAUCGGAUCGAUGUGACCAACAUCAUGCAAGAGAUCGCCCGGAACGAAUCGAUCGGUAUACUGUCGCUGAUGAUGAAUACCAAGGACCGAAAUGCAAUUGCUCACUUACUCAAAUUUAUGCAAGAUCAACACGUCGAAAAGAACAUUAUUGAAACGAUCAAAAAGAAGCUGUUAACAUGAGGGUGUCGAAAGUUCAUCUGUUGAACGGAGGAAACAACCGAUGAACCGCUAUGAAGGAUCGUUUUAUAGAAGGAUUUGGAUUUCGUGUGGCGAAAGAUAGGAUCGUUAGAGUAUUUGAGUUUACUAACAACUUCUUACCAAACCCUUCAGCACACACACCCGAGCAAGUGUUUGCACUGCCCCUUGUCCAAAAGAGGAACCAGUAAUAAACUUCAGAUACUUC